Colletotrichum higginsianum IMI 349063 is the source of this 747-nucleotide messenger RNA. RefSeq lists its product as uncharacterized. The record is from RefSeq and is a predicted model, not a curated record. The coding region runs from base 1 to 747 and encodes 248 amino acids. Lineage: Eukaryota; Fungi; Ascomycota; Sordariomycetes; Glomerellales; Glomerellaceae. The transcript has 2 exons.
AUGGCGCCGAACCACCUCCUUGAGGGCCUUUCCGAGGCCUCACACCUCGACAUCCUCGCCCUCCCUGAAGAGCAACAGGCCAUCCUCCGCAACUUGUGGGUCGCUGAGGGCAAGCUCCAGGCGUAUGGAGCCGGUGCUUCUGCUGCCGAGAACGAAUCCACGCUCGCACGCAACACCAUGAACACGGUGCAGCCCCAGAACAUGACGGCCCACCAGAAGCGCAUCACGGCUGAGUACUUUGUACGCCACCCAUCCGAGCUGGACGAUAGCGGCGACGACGGCCGUGGUGCAGACGGUGCUGUCGUCCCAGGUGGUGAUGCUCCUGCUGCUCGUUUUGCUCCUGCUGCCGUUACCAGCAACAACAAAUUCAGUGCAGUUGACAUUGGCGGCGCUCGGAACGAUAUCAUGAACAACAACAAUAACACCGGGUUUUAUACGACCCAGACGCAAAGAAACAGCGACUUUCCGAGCCUCACCGUCACCUAUCUGCCCCUGGUGCCCAACCAAUCGUCGAUUCAAUCUGGGCCGUUUGAGCCUGUGCCUCAAGCGCAGGUGUCCAGGUUCUCCUCGGCUGAGACUACAGCGAGCGCCAGAUCCCACGUGUCGAGACUGGCAGCUCCGAGCCUGGAGAACAUCUCGGGCAUGUCUCGUGAAGUGCAGGAUAGUGUCCACAAGCACCGCCUGCAGCGCGGCGUUUCGUUUGCUCCCCAUCGACCAACUUCUCUCACCUCAUGUCCCGCUGCGUGA